UUUUCUGAGGAACUGCAACACCAGUCAAUUGCACGGUCUGGCGCCGAGUCCGCGACACUGCGUGGCCUCGCGUUUCGACCCCGGCGUUCCGCACGAUGGCUUCCCUCAACCAGUGCGUUGCUUCGCUAGCACGGCUGAGCCUUGCCGCGCCGGCCAGGCCGACCGUGUCCUCGACAGUACCCAGAUUCCUCCUGCCGUCGGCGGCGGCGCCUUUGGUCCGGCAUGCGUCUGGCGGCGGCGGCAUGCGCAAGCGGCCCGUAAAGAAGAAGAGGACCUACAAGACCUACCGCUCCUACGACCUGUCGGCGGCACAACAGUACUCGCUCUGUGACGCCAUGAGGUAUCUCCGUGCUUUCGAAGUCGGCCGGCCGCCCAACGUCGUCAAGUACGAGCUCGCCGUCAAGUUGAAAGCACACAAGGGUGGUCCGGUUAUCCGAAACCGCGUCCGCCUGCCGUUCGCCACCAAGCAGGACACGCGCAUUGGUGUCAUCUGCCCCGAGGACAGCCCGCUGGCGGCCGAGGCAAAGGAGCUUGGUGCCGUCGCCGUGGGAGAAGAGAGCCUGUUCGAGAGCAUCCGGCAAGGCAACAUCCCGUUCAACAAGUUGAUCUGCCACGUGGACAGCGUUGAUGCGCUGAAGAAGGCCAACCUAGGCCGGAUUCUCGGCCCGAAAGGGCUGAUGCCCAACCCAAAAACCAGGACCAUCACGAGGGACCUCAAGACUACCAUGAACGAGCUCAUCGGUGCAGAGGAAUACAAGGAACGCGACGGUGUGGUGAGGAUAGCAAUCGGCCAGCUGGGUUUCACGCCGCAGAUGUUGUCUGCCAACGUCAAGACGUUCAUGUCUCUCUUGAAGGAGGACAUCAACAACUCGGACGAGAAUCACCCGAAAGCGCUGGACGAAGUCGUGCUGAGCUCGACUAACGGCCCAGGUUUUAGCUUAAAUGGCGAAUUCCUACCCACCGACGCGGCGAUCAAGCCCGAGGACCUGCAAUCCGUCAUGUAGCAUUCCUGUAUCAUAGAUGUAUGUUGUGUACCAUAAUCUCAUGAA
This is a messenger RNA of Thermothielavioides terrestris NRRL 8126, 1049 nucleotides long. Its product is annotated as mitochondrial 54S ribosomal protein MRPL1. The coding region runs from base 96 to 1004 and encodes 302 amino acids. Lineage: Eukaryota; Fungi; Ascomycota; Sordariomycetes; Sordariales; Chaetomiaceae. The transcript has 2 exons. The record is from RefSeq and is a predicted model, not a curated record.